This is a messenger RNA of Cydia amplana, 1619 nucleotides long. Its product is annotated as cytochrome P450 4C1-like. The transcript is spliced from 10 exons. The coding region runs from base 70 to 1581 and encodes 503 amino acids. Gene Ontology annotation, molecular function: iron ion binding; monooxygenase activity; heme binding. The record is from RefSeq and is a predicted model, not a curated record. Lineage: Eukaryota; Metazoa; Arthropoda; Insecta; Lepidoptera; Tortricidae.
GUUGUUCAGACACUUUGGCAAUUUUUUUUAUUAAAUAUAAUUUUGACAACAAUUAUAAUUUUAUAAAUAAUGACGUGGUUGCUUAUACUGCUGGGAUUAUGGAUUUGGUGGAUGUCUGGAUAUAAACAUAGAAAAAGACUGAGGCAAAUAGUUAAAGAGCUGCCUACAACUCUUCCAGCGAUGCCGCUGGUUGGACAUGCGUACAUAUUUAUGGGGAAUGAUGAAGACAGAAUGAAAGGCAUCCAAAGGUUUGGACGAGAUGCCAUACAACAGGGCGGGACCAUGGGAUAUUGGCUAGCCCACGAGUUAAAUAUCGCCGUGGCGGACCCUGUGGUGGCAGACUUGCUUCUAAAAAAUUGCCUGUCAAAACAUGAAAAAAUAAUGAACUGCACACGCAUUUUCACUGGCAAUGGCAGCUUAGCCGCUCCAGUGCACAUUUGGCGACCACGCCGAAAGAUCCUGUCACCAAUCUUCAGCCCGAGGAACCUAAACGCCUUCGUUGAAAUAUUCGCAAAGCAGAGUGCCACAAUGGCAGAGCUUCUACGCCCUAUGGCGGGUACCGAGGACUUCUCCAUUUGGAAAUACGUGGCUACGUACACCUUCGACGCUGUGACAGAAACCAAUUUAGGCGUAAAGAUGAACUCCCAGGUGAAUAUGGACCACCCAUACCUAGAUGCAUUCGACAAAUGUGUCAGUUUUAUAGGGGCCAGAAUGUUGUCACCCUGGCUUCAUCCAAAUUUUAUCUAUCGUAUGGUGCCAAGUUACAGACAGUGUAAAAGUUACGUUAGCUACAUUGACAAAUUUGUGAGUGAGACCAUUUUAGAAAAAAGAAAAGCGGUAAACGGAUUACGUGGAAAGAUAGGAAGUGAUGCCACGGAACCAAAGAAGAUACGAACCUUAGUGGAGUUGCUAAUGGAGACACCAGAAAAUGAAAAAAAGCUAAACGACUUGGAGCUCGUAGAGGAAUCGAAGGUUAUCAUAAGUGCAGGCACAGACACAUCAGCCAUAGGAGCGUGCAACACUUUGCUCAUGCUCGCCCGCCAUCCCAAAGUCCAAGAAGCUGUUUAUAAGGAGCUGCAUGAAGUAUUCGGUGAUUCAGAUAGAGAGGCGACUGUGGAGGAUUUGUCUCGUCUUAAAUACUUGGAAAUGGUCAUCAAGGAAUCGUUGCGAAUGUAUCCUCCUGUGCCAGCGAUUGUUAGAGAGCCGAUCGACGACAUUAAAUUGCCAAACGGAACGACCCUCCCUAAAGGGAUCGCUAUAGUGGUAUACAUCUGGGCUGUGCACCGGAACCCUCAGUAUUGGGGAGACGACGCAGACAGUUUCCGACCCGAGCGAUUCCUUGAACCCUUCAAGCAUCCGGCCCAGUUCAUACCUUUUAGCUGGGGGAUGAGGAACUGUCUAGGGUAUCAGUAUGCAAUGCUGUCCUUGAAGACGGUAACAUCCACAAUCCUGAGAAGAUACCAAGUGCUUCCACCUGCGGGCCUGGAGCCGGACCACUAUGAGGACCCGCUUAGGGUCAGAUUUAAAGUCAUGAUGAUGGAUGUGGACAAUUUUAUAGUGCGUUUGAAGGAGAGAGUUUGAAUGCGGAACUAAGCUUGGCUGUGUUCUAAAAAUAUUUA